Molecule: messenger RNA, 1390 nt
Organism: Radiomyces spectabilis
Lineage: Eukaryota; Fungi; Mucoromycota; Mucoromycetes; Mucorales; Radiomycetaceae
Product: transmembrane amino acid transporter protein-domain-containing protein
Exons: 9
Coding region: 53-1390 (445 amino acids)
Biological process (GO): amino acid transmembrane transport
Cellular component (GO): vacuolar membrane
Molecular function (GO): amino acid transmembrane transporter activity
Source: RefSeq, a predicted model, not a curated record
UUUUAUUUUUCUUACAAGCGCUACUUGUCUGUCUCAGCAAGAUUCUAUUUUCAUGCAAUCUGACAUGACCGUGCACGAAAAUGAUUGCUGUAAUGUCCUUGACAGCUCGGUCACGAUAUCCCCAUCUGUAAAGACGCUUCCCAAAGUAACACAUGAAGAGCACAAAGAUAUUGCUGUCCCAGAGAGAAAACUUCGGAUUUGGCAAAGCUGUACCAAUACGAUGAACAUUCUUCUCGGAUUGGGGUUGUUAUCCAUCCCAUACGCUUUUCGGGUAUCCGGAUGGCUUAUUGGGUGGUCGUUUUUUCUCUUGUGGGCCAUUCUCAGCAAUUAUACCGGAAACCGCUUAGUGCAGUGCUUCAAUGAAGAUAUUACGAGCUACGUGCAUCUGUGUACAGUUCUAUGGGGAAAAAAAGGCCGGAUUGUUAUGGGCAUCAUAUUCAUCUUUGAGGCUUUCGGCAACGGUGUAGCAAAUGCACUCAUUUGUGCUGACAACGUCCACGAACUGUUUCCAGAAUUCGAUAUCAUCCAUAUUAAACUAGUUUCCAUGCCGAUUGUCACUUGUAUCUCAAUGUUACCAAUGCGAUACUUAGGAUAUACCAGCUGCAUCGGUGCAAUCAGCUCGCUGGGACUGAUUAUUGUCUCAUGCAUAGAUGGGCUGACAAAAAGGCAUGCACCGGGAUCGCUUCUCGAACCAAUGCAGACAUCAUUGUGGCCUACCAAUUGGAAACUUCUGCCUUAUGGUUUAGGUAUUAUGUGUUAUGUGUUCGCUGGUCACAUUGUUUUCCCUAGUAUCUACAAGAAGAUGAAGACGCCCCAUUUGUAUUCUCGGGUGCUGCUGGCUUCGUUCACACUUACAACUAUCCUCCACGGGUUCAUGGGAUCAACGAUGUACCUUAUGUUUGGCGACAACACGGAGAAAGAAAUCACCCAAAAUAUCUUGCGCCAGUCGGAUUACAGCAUCGUGCUGAACAAACUUGUGGUGUGGACCAUUGUGUUGACUGUAGUGAGCAAGUAUGCAUUGUGCUUGCAGAUCACUUAUGAAAUGGAGGCAAGAGGUCUGGCACAAGCUCGGUUUUUACGCAAGUUUCCUUUGCUGGGAGUGCUCCGUUACAUCAUAUAUGUGCUUACAAGUAUAGCGGCAGUGGCAAUUGCAAUCCUUUUCCCUGACUUUGACCGAAUUCUUUCCUUCUUUGGCUCCGCCUUGGGAACUGUAACAUGCAUCAUUAUUCCAUUACUGUGUUACCUUAAAAUGUUUUGGUCAAGCAUAUCAGCCUUUCAACGGACCUUGAACAUUGGAUUGAUCGUUAUUACUGCAAUAAUUGCUAUGGUGGGGACCGUCUGGAGCUUCAUACCAGGCGACCUACUGCAGCAAGAUUCCGCGCCUCGCUAA